Messenger RNA from Triplophysa rosa, 1074 nucleotides. It is a transcript of the gene rcn2, whose product is annotated as reticulocalbin 2. The transcript has 8 exons. Gene Ontology annotation, molecular function: calcium ion binding. The record is from RefSeq and is a predicted model, not a curated record. NCBI's taxonomy places the organism in Eukaryota, Metazoa, Chordata, Actinopteri, Cypriniformes, Nemacheilidae. Gene Ontology annotation, cellular component: endoplasmic reticulum. The coding region runs from base 40 to 1020 and encodes 326 amino acids.
AGUAACGUUAGAUAUGAAUUUCUGUCACAAAGGCACACCAUGGCACCAAACUCAUCUGAAAAUUUGAAUAAUCCGCCUUUUACACCGUUUACAAUGAAAGGCUCUGUUGUGUUAUUGCUUCUGGUGUGUUGUGCAUCAGGAGCUACUGGAAACCAAAUUAUCCAAGAAGACCAUUUAGUCAAACACAAUCAUGAGCAUAAUGCAAACGCCUUCCUUGGCUCAGAGGACAACAAUGAAAUACGGAAACUCAGUCCAACUGAGCAGCGAAAUAUACUGUUGGAGAUAGUGGAAAAGAUUGAUACAGAUUCUGAUAUCUACCUUUCACCAGAGGAAAUCACAUUAUGGAUACAGAGGGUAUACAGAAGUUAUGCGCUGCAUGAUGCUGAGGAACGUUUCCCCGAGUUUGACUUCAACAGCGAUGGUCUGGUGUCUUGGGAUGAAUACAACGCAGUUACGCAUGGUCAUACUGUGAAGGUGGAUGAAGAUGCUGUUCUUGAGGACGCAGAGGAAGAAUCCCUCAGAUUUCUCCAUGCAAAGGAAAAAAGACGUUUUGACUAUGCUGAUAUGGAUGGCUCAGGUGGUUUGAAUUUAACAGAGUUUCUAGCAUUUACUCAUCCAUCUGAGGUGGAUCACAUGGCUGAUUUUGCUAUUGAAGAUGUGCUUAGUGAAUAUGACUUGGAUAAAGAUGGAUUUAUCAGCUUAAGUGAAUUCAUUGGAGAUCUCAGAGCAAAUGAGCAGGACGAACCUUCACAGUGGGAAGUUGAGGAAGUUGUGCGCUUUAAAGAUCUGUACGACCAGGAUAAAGAUGGCAAACUGAACCGGGAUGAACAGCUUCGCUGGGUUGCUCCAAACAGCUAUGGUACUGCACGAGAAGAGGCUAUUCAUCUUAUCCAGGAAAUGGACCAAGAUGGUGAUGAAAGGCUCUCAGUGACAGAGAUUCUUAAAAAGCAAGACACAUUCAUGCACAGUGAAGUCACAGAUUAUGGCCGACAGCUCCAUGUGCCACAUGAUGAACUGUAAUACUUUAUAAAUUGGAAGAAUAAAUGAUUGUUGUACAAAACAAUGAGUUUGAAU